UAUUGAUGGGUGGUGUGGUGGGAAGGUGGAUUGUUUAUGGCGGUGUCGAUGCGUGUGACGGCAGUACAGAUCUAAUGUUGUGAACUUUUGUUACUGGUCUCUUUGCAUAGAGCAGUAACUAGUAUAAGAUCCGUGCUUCUGGUUCUUCUGAGUUGAUCUGAAAAUAGUGUGACAAUGCGGUGGACUGUGACUGUGUCUAGCGUGAGUGUGCUGGUUCUAGAUUGUGUUUCUAUGAGUCCGACUCGACUGUGAAUCCAAGAUGGCGGCUUGCUACCGAAGACUGCGUGCGAACAAUGUGCCGGAUGGAUGACACAGUGGCUGAUGCUGACUACUCGCUCGUCCUUACCUGCGUCUACUUCUACAAGCUAUUGCCAUGCAAUACAUCUACGCGUCCACACUAUGGCUGCUACUGGCCUGCAUCAUGGCAGCACCAGUCGACGAGCCAAUCAAGAUCGACCUGCCAGUCUACGACCAACCAGCGGCCGGCUCGGGCCUGAACUCACAGGCUUUAAACCCUGAGCACAAGAGUGAAGACCGCAUGGAUCCCUCUCUGGUGGCUGGGCUGAUAUCUCAUAAGCUUCAUGCCGCCACCGCCGCUUUCGACCAUAGACUCGCCGUGAACCAUGUCAAGUCAGGGAUCUUCGGCCCCCCGGUGACAGCCCUGGAGGGAGCGCUACUGGAGCACGAGGACUUCGGCAGCAAGAAGCUGUCUGUGAAGGAGAACCUGCAGCACAUCGUGGCCGGGAUAUUCCAGCCGAAACCCAUAGUGGACACCAUCCACGAGGAGGAGAAGUAUGGCAACCACGGGGACAAGUUCUACGCGGCGGGGAAGGCCAUCGUGGGGGGCGCGGAGGGGGUCUCCAACAUCGUCAACACAGUGCUUGAGGUACCCGGGAACAUUUUUAAGAAGAUAACUCGUUUAGCUACAGAGAAGCUAAAUAAUUUGGGAGGAAAACUCAUCGGCUUAUAAACACUAACAUAACGUUAGAAUAAUAAUUGUAUGUUAGUUUGUAACUGGGUAAAUUACCUAAAACAGUGAUUUUAAAUCUAUCAUAUAUGUACCUAAUUACCUAAUACUUAAGGACCCUGAACUUUUCAUGGUCUCUUUAUGUAUAGUAUACCUAGGUACUUAAAUUAAUAAGUAGUAAGUACUUAUUUAAGUUUUAAUACGAUGACUUAUUUUUUAAAAGUAGGUUAUACACAAUAAACUUAAUUUUUUGGUUUA
This is a messenger RNA of Plutella xylostella (diamondback moth), 1225 nucleotides long. RefSeq lists its product as uncharacterized. The record is from RefSeq and is a predicted model, not a curated record. NCBI's taxonomy places the organism in Eukaryota, Metazoa, Arthropoda, Insecta, Lepidoptera, Plutellidae.